AUAGGCAAAUGGCUGCCAAUAGAGAGAUCUUAAACUUUCCGAAAUGUGUCAUGAUCAUUUUUGGUGUAUGGCGAAAUCAUUUAACGUCCAACUCCAUUCUUCAAAAGUUCUACGUAUUCUACUCCGUAUUUAUUCAUAUUUAUAUGCUGGUCUUUAUAUCAUCCAUGUUUACCUGGAUCGCGGUUGCCCUGACUGGAGUAAACAAUUCAGCCGAAAAAAAUGACAAAAUAGGAUUGAAUAUUACUUAUUUAAUCACCAUGUUGACUGUUAUGCUCAAGGUUGUGCUUUGCCAAACGAAGAAUAUUCGACGAACAAUCGCGUUUGUGCAGGAAGAAGAAAAAAAGAUCAUCGCAUCUAAGGACCCAGAAAUAUUGCAUACUCAUUUAGAACAAGUAAGAUUUUGUACGAGUGUCAACAUAACACUUUUUGUUUGCCACUUGGUUUUAUUCGUAUUUGCGGUUAUUGAAAACGUAGUGACCAGACUAAGCAUAGAAAGGCACAACAACAUAUACAAUGAAACUUUGAUAAAGCCGGUCAUAUAUGAAUUAUACUAUCACAGUAUGGAUCCGAUAAAAUAUGAAACAAUCUUGGUCUUGUUCGAUGACAUCGGCGGGACUAUAGUGAUAUCAUUAAGUGUUUCCACUAACAUUAUUCUUUCUUGCGUUAUUUUUGUUUCAUCGAUGUUGAAAGUUCUGCAGAUUAAAUUAAAGAAAAUGAUAAUUCAAACUGACAACAUCAUGAGGGAUUUGAAACAGUUGACAAAGGAACAUCAACGAGUCAUUAGCUUUGUAGCAGAUCUGAAUGAAUCAAUCAAAUAUCUCAUCUUGAUAGAGUAUACAACAAUAUCGCUAAAUAUAGCUUUAGUGACCCUUCGGUUUAUUAAGGAGAAAUCGUACUUAAUGAGAAUUGGUAGAUCGUUCUAUUGUGGUUUUCUAGUUAUAUAUAUACUGGCACUGGGAUGGAGUUCAAAUGAAAUUAAAAUGCAGAGUGUAGCAAUUGGGGAUGCGAUUUAUGAAAGCUCGUGGUACGAGCACAACAGAAAAGCUCAGGAGAUGUUGCUUGUAUUGAUGAUGCGCACUCAGAGACCUUUAACCAUGACCAAAGGACCGUUUGAUGAGAUGACUCUCCAAUCCUCUUUGAUGGUAUUGAAGGCCGCCUACACCUACGUUACCAUAAUGAUCCAGAAACAAGUAUGAACACCGGGGCAAUACAACAAUUUCUUUGUGUGUACAUUUUUUGUAUUAUAAUUUCAUCAAAUUAAUCGCAUCAUCAAAUCGAUAAAGAUUUUCAACUCACUCAAUUUCCUUUAUAUUUAUAGUUAUUAUUAUUAUUGUUAUUAUUAUUAUCAUUAUUAUUAUUAUUAUUAUUAUUAUUAUUAUUUUAUAUAAAGAAUG
Molecule: messenger RNA, 1394 nt
Organism: Cylas formicarius (sweet potato weevil)
Lineage: Eukaryota; Metazoa; Arthropoda; Insecta; Coleoptera; Brentidae
Product: odorant receptor 30a-like
Exons: 5
Coding region: 9-1196 (395 amino acids)
Biological process (GO): detection of chemical stimulus involved in sensory perception of smell; sensory perception of smell
Cellular component (GO): plasma membrane
Molecular function (GO): olfactory receptor activity; odorant binding
Source: RefSeq, a predicted model, not a curated record